AUGUGGAAGCAGGGCGACCGGGACGGCAGCGAGCCUCGCGAAGGCGCAGAUGCCGAGGCCGAAUGGCAGAGACCGAGACAAGGCCUCUCCGUCUCUGAUCUGCUGUCCUCGACGACCACUCCAGAGCGGCCACGAUCCUCGCGCACGAAUAGCGGUCUGCGCGAGCAGACAGAGCGCAGCGUCGACUCGCCGCAGCAGCAGACACAGACGCCGCAGCACCUCGCUCCGCCUCAGGGCUCUACGUCGUCUGUCUCCCGGCCGUCGUCUGCGGCAUCGGCAACGCGCGUUCCGUUGAGCAGCGCACAGCGCCCAUCGACCGGCGGCAGCGCAAGCCAUGUGCCACUGCCCGAGACCACCUCCACGGACAGCAGCGGCGUGGCGUACCAGUACACGGCCGUGUCACAGAUCACGCAGGGGCGCGAGAACAUCGAAUAUCAGCUCACGGUGCGCGAGCAACCGAAGCACUCGCGCAUGUGUGGUGUGGGCGAGAAAGCCGAUCGCCGACCCAUUGACCCGGCGCCGAUCAUCCAGCUGCGCGUCAUCACCCACGAGGCCAGCUCGCGCGACCGCUCCGCGAGUGGCGCGAGUGAUCACUCCGGCGGUGCAGCUGCGGGGUGUUCCUCUGCCUCGCGCCUCCGCCGCGGCGUGCCCGUCACGACCCAGCGUGGCGAGGGCUGGGAGGACAAGGCCUGGUACCUCGAGAAUCCUUACUACUUCAUGUACGCCAUGCUCGCCGACGCCGACACGGACGAGGAGCUCCACCUGCUGCAGGACGGCAAGACGCGCUACACGACGGGCAGCUGCGUGUCGUGCCUCUACCAUUUGAAGGACAUCGACGGAAGCCACCAGGGCUUCUUCGUAUUCCCGGAUCUCAGCAUCCGCGUCGAAGGACGCUACCGGCUGAAGCUCUGCCUUUUCGAGACCAUUGGACACGAGGUGCACCACUGCAAGUCCAUCUACUCGACACCCUUCAGCGUGUACACCGCCAAGCGCUUCCCGGGCAUGGAAGAGUCCACGCUGCUGUCCAAGUCGCUCGCAGACCAAGGACUGAAGGUGCGCGUGCGGAAGAACCCUCGAGCUCGUCGCGGCCGAGUCGGUGCGAAGCGAAAGGAAGAGGGCCAGAGCGACGAGGACUCGGACGGCGAGGGCGCAGGCGGUGCACGGCGGCCGCUCGCUGGAGAGGAUGUGGUCAUGCGCGACGCCAAACGCAUGCGCAGCGACUCAGCCGCCCAGCCGCCCAGCCGUGGUGCGUUCGCCUACGCGCCGCCGGACCGCGACCCGCGCGAGUACAACGAGCGGCCAGGCUACGCAGACGAGGCCAGCUAUCGGCGACCCUUGCCGCAAUCGCCGUCGUUCAGCAGCCAAGAGGCGUUCUAUCCGGCGCCGCCACGGCGCGCUCCCGAGCUCAUGCAUCAUCCAGCGGCAUCGCGGCCGCCCUUCGAGGAUCCGAAUGCUCCUUACGGCUCAGCGCAUCCGCGCAGCUACGCGCCCGCUCCGCACCACAGCCAAGCCGCCGCCUCGCCGACGGACAGUCCGCGCUCGCAUCGCUCGUCGCCGCCGCAUACGUACGACGGAGCACUGCGACGCCCGAGCCCAGAGGUGCACCCCGUGCCGUAUCGCACAAUGCUCGCCGAGCCGACGCCACGAAUGCGCGCGCACUCCAAUGCGGCUCUGCAGGCCAGCGCGCAAGCGGAAGGCAGCUACUACGGCCGCGCUCCCAGUGACAUGCGCCCGCCGCAGCUUCCGCCUCUGCAAGCCGGCGGCAACGAACCGGCACACGCUGCUCAUGCUGCCUACCUCAGCAGCACCUCCUCGCUGCGCGAUCGCUCCCGCAGCGACCCGUCGUCGCAGCACGCCCUGCUGCGGCGCGACCCGCCGCUAACGCGCCAGACGCACUCGUCCGACACGCCGGCGCCCUUCUCGGACCGCACGCUGCCGCCCCUGAUGCAGCCGUCGUCGCCGUACGGCCCGCCGUCACACGGCAUGCGCGAGCAAGCGCCGCAGCAGCUGCCGCCGCCGCCUGGCGGGCCCAGGAGCUAUGCGAGGCACCAGGACGACUACCGUCCGUCGCCGAGUUCCGGGCCGUCUCGCUCUGCCGCUCCGUACUACCCAUCACAGCAGCAAGGAGAGCCGCAUGCGCCUGGCCGCGUCGGCGCCCCGGCGUACGCUGCUGAGGAUCGGGAGCGCGGCUAUGCGCCUCCGCACGGCCGCACGACGCCGCAGCAGCAGCAUCAGCCGCCGCAGCUUGGGCAUCCUGCGCAUCCGCAGCAGCAUAGCCCUCCGAAGAGCGAUCGUCGGGAGCAUCAGUCGCGCUACCAGUACUGA
Tilletiopsis washingtonensis is the source of this 2325-nucleotide messenger RNA. RefSeq lists its product as hypothetical. NCBI's taxonomy places the organism in Eukaryota, Fungi, Basidiomycota, Exobasidiomycetes, Entylomatales. The transcript is spliced from 5 exons. The coding region runs from base 1 to 2325 and encodes 774 amino acids. The record is from RefSeq and is a predicted model, not a curated record.